Molecule: messenger RNA, 1142 nt
Organism: Phragmites australis (common reed)
Lineage: Eukaryota; Viridiplantae; Streptophyta; Magnoliopsida; Poales; Poaceae
Product: CBS domain-containing protein CBSX3, mitochondrial-like
Exons: 7
Coding region: 259-876 (205 amino acids)
Source: RefSeq, a predicted model, not a curated record
CCCCCACUCGCAGAGAGAGAGAGAGAGAUGUCGCUUUAAUUAGCGCUCAUCACCCCCACCCUCGCCUCACAACGUAACGAGUGUCCAUCGUCUUCCUCUCCCCUCCCAACUCGCCACUGCGGAGCUUCGGUUCGAGCAGUACUGGCUAAAAAUUUUGGGACUCAUGUUGGUUAUCGUGGACUCUGCUGAACAUCUUGUGUGUGAGAUAUUGGUUCAAAGCAUUAUUCAAAAGCUGAGCUCUUAAGGCAGCAAAAGAAAAUGCAACGGGCAGUGCAAGCCAUCAGGUCACAUGGCAGUGUGCUUAAAUCCGCUGUUCUACAACACAUCAGUGCUCCCAAACCAGCAAUGCUUCCUGCUGCCUUUUCUCGCUUCAUGUCAGUUUCAUCUGCUCGCCUAGAGGAUGGUGGAUUUGAAACUGCCACUGUAGCAGAUGUCUUGAAGUCUAAAGGGAAGAGUGCUGAUGGAUCUUGGCUCUGGUGCACCACAGAGGACAGUGUCUAUGAUGCUGUCAAAUCGAUGACACAACACAACGUGGGAGCUUUGGUGGUCGUUAAACCUGGACAGAAUAAAGCAAUUGCUGGCAUUGUCACUGAGAGAGAUUAUCUCCGGAAAAUCAUAGUGCAGGGAAGAUCUUCCAAGUCAACUAAAGUUGGAGACAUCAUGACUGAAGAGAACAAGCUGAUCACGGUGAAGCCUGAUACCAAAGUCCUGCAAGCAAUGCAGCUGAUGACAGAGAACCGUAUCAGACACAUCCCUGUGAUCGACGGCUCGGGAAUGCUGGGGAUGGUCUCCAUCGGAGACGUCGUCCGUGCAGUGGUCACCGAGCACAGGGAGGAGCUGAACCGGCUCAACGCCUACAUCCAGGGGGGCUACUAGGACGCCUGCAGCUGUGCUACUGCUCCCAGUGAUGUCUGCCUUUGAAAUCAAAUCAAAUUACUCGGAACGAUGAUGAUGACGAAUAGGCCGUGUUUUCAUGGACAAUGAUGUUAAUUUGCGCAAGGUUUCCUUUUCCGCGUGCUGUAUGUGUAUAUCGUCACGGUGCGCGCCUGACAUGCGCCUGGUGCUGGGCGCAGAGACCAUCUGAUGGUGGAAACACCUGAAAUAAAAGCGUGGCGCCGUGUGCUGUCUUUGAAGGAUGUUCA